GCUGGAUCUAAAGUGAUAUUUAAAUGUGUACAUCAUUUUAUGCGUUAUAUUAUUCUUAUUUCCUGUUAACCUGUUUCAAUGGCGACUGCAGUGUAGGAUAUCUUCAGUGACACUGUUGGAAACUGGAAAUAACUCACGGAUUUCGACGAUUUCGAUUAAAAAAGACCCUGAAAUUUGAAGAAAUCUGAAAUCUUUUUUUUUCGAAAUUUUUAACGAUUUUGAUCAGUGUGUAUUAAACGAAAGUUUUUACCAAAAUUUUUGUGAUUAAAGAAGUUUGAAGUUUAAAAUUCAAAAUGUUGGUUAAGAUAUUAACUAUAGUAAUAACAAUCCUGACAGGAGUUGAUGGAUUUGGAUCCGGAGCUCCGUUUGGAUUAUGUCUGACAAUGUAUCCACACCACAGAGGCACCCAUCAUCAGACCACACCCUCGCCCUUUAAAAUACACGUUAGUAAAGCCACAUAUAGCCCCAGUGAGGAGCUGACAGCUGUAAUUAAAGCAGACGAUGAUAUGACAUUUAAAGGUGUAGAGAUGAGAGUCCAUCGUGUAUCGGGUAAUACUGAGGAAAUACUGGGAGAAUUCACAGAGUACCCCAAAGAUAAAUUACAAACACAGAACUGUUACUUUGGUAAAAAUAACCUGAUUACUCACAGCAACAAUAAAACAGUAACCAAUUUAACUAUUAAAUGGAAAGCACCACCAGAUAAUGUUGGCAACAUUCUCUUUACAGCGACAGUGGUCCAUAACUUUACUACUUUCUGGCAUGAUAUAGAAACAGUGAUCCAGCCCAAUCAUUCUGUAGCUGUUACACCGGCUCAAUUUCAGUUGCCGAACUACACUUCCAUAUUUACUCAAAUUUCAUGGGAGACUUGUGGGAAGUCAAAAGGCUGUUUCUUUCACCCACCAUCUUGUUCAGGUCCAGACUGUACCAUUGGGGUAUCGUACAAAAUGAAUCCAGAUUCAACCUAUUCGUUUGAAAUGGUUGGACCGUCUACUCAUGGAGAGGGUUGGAUCGGAGUCGGGUUUUCAAAAGAUAAAAAGAUGGGUGAGGACCUAGCUUUCCUGUGUACCACUGGUCCUGAUAAUGUGGAGGUUCAGUACACCUAUAACCCUGAUGUAUGGAAUGUUCGACAAUACACGCAAAAUUUUACAAAUGUCGAAACCAAAAAAGAAGAUGGUCGAUUAUUUUGUCGCUUCACCCAAAGUUCUUUGCCGAGAUUUGACGAUAAUGGUGCUGUGAACUUUAACCUUACAGAGAAAUGGUAUUUAUUUUUAGCUUAUGGUGGGACGCUUCCACAUAUGUCAGAAGCUGAGAAGCAUGCUGAUUACCCUGCUAUAAGUUAUACUAAGAUUAGUCUGGGUUCUCUGGCAGUAGUUACUACUGAUACAGUAUCUGUCAGUAUCAAACAUCUACCAUCAGUCUUCUCUCUGUUUUUUGUUAUGUUUAUAUCUUUAUCAGUCUAUUAAUAAUAUUAAUUUUAU
This is a messenger RNA of Lottia gigantea (owl limpet), 1478 nucleotides long. RefSeq lists its product as hypothetical. The record is from RefSeq and is a predicted model, not a curated record. The transcript has 9 exons. NCBI's taxonomy places the organism in Eukaryota, Metazoa, Mollusca, Gastropoda, Lottiidae. Bases 294 to 1463 code for a protein of 389 amino acids. Gene Ontology annotation, biological process: regulation of glutamate receptor signaling pathway.